GAAAUGCUUCAAUGGUAGAACAGAGAUGCUCACUAUAAAGGACUUAGAAUUCUAUAAUGGAAGCCACGCUCUUUCCCUGUUUAUAUUACUUGAAAGUUGAAGCAAGACUAGUGCGUGCUUACGGCCUCGCAUGCGUCGACAAGUGGGCUGCCUGCAGUUUUCAAGGAGCUCCUAAACAAAGAAACAAACAAGAAAAGCAAGUGUCUUGGUCGUCUUUCUUUCUUCUUCUUUUAUAUUUCUCUUGUGGUUGCAGGAGCUUCUCUAUGUGGUCCAUUGGCAUUUUCGCCUGCCUACUUACUUUAAUUCUCUUGCUUUCUUUAAAUUCUCUACCCAUUUCAAAAUAGCAUAUUUUCAUUUCUCAAAAACACAAGAAUAUAUUCUUUGGCCUUUUUCAAAUUCAACAACCAGCGCACACCAUUCAUUCUUUGCUCCACUACAAAGAAAUCAGUUUCCUAUUCCCUUUAAUCUUCUCCUUGUUUUUCGAAAAACAUGCUGGUAUUUUUAACAACUCUAUUAAGGACUUGUAGUGCUGCUCGUGGCUGUUUGCUUGUUUAAUUCUGAAGGUUGAGAAAAAAAGAGACUGGGUGAGAUGGAGCCUGCGUUUCUUGAUGGUGUGAUUAAUAGGUUGCUUGAAGUUAGAGGCAAACCGGGGAAGCAAGUGCAGCUUUAUGAGAGUGAGAUUCGUCAGCUUUGUGUUACCUCCAGGGAGAUUUUCUUGAAGCAGCCCAAUCUUUUAGAACUCGAAGCUCCUAUCAAAAUCUGUGGAGAUAUACACGGACAAUAUUCUGAUCUUCUGAAGCUUUUUGAAUAUGGUGGAUUACCUCCUCGUGCCAACUAUUUAUUCUUAGGGGAUUACGUAGAUCGCGGGAAGCAAAGCUUGGAAACUAUAUGCCUUCUCCUUGCAUAUAAAAUAAAGUAUCCUGAAAACUUUUUCCUGCUGAGGGGAAACCAUGAAUGUGCUUCUGUAAACCGUAUAUAUGGAUUUUAUGAUGAGUGCAAAAGAAGAUUUAAUGUCAGACUCUGGAAAAUAUUUACAGAUUGUUUCAACUGCUUGCCUGUGGCAGCUCUCAUUGAUGAAAAGAUUCUCUGUAUGCAUGGUGGACUUUCUCCUGAACUGUGCAAUUUGGAUCAGAUAAGAAAUAUACAACGACCAACUGUUGUUCCAGAGUCUGGUUUGUUAUGUGAUCUCCUCUGGUCCGAUCCUAGUCAAGACAUUCAAGGUUGGGGGAUAAAUGAAAGGGGUGUUUCAUAUACAUUUGGUGCUGAUAGAGUGAUAGAGUUUCUGCAGAAGCAUGAUCUUGAUUUGAUAUGUCGAGCCCAUCAGGUUGUGGAAAAUGGAUAUGAGUUUUUUGCAAAUAGACGACUUGUAACAAUAUUUUCAGCUCCUAAUUAUUGUGGAGAAUUUGACAACGCUGGUGCCAUGAUGAGUGUGGAUGAGAAUUUAUUGUGUUCAUUCCAAAUAUUGAAACCUGUUGAUAAGAAGACAAAGUUUGGUUUUUGGAGCAUGGCUGCUUCUAGGCCUGGCCACGGUCCAACUAAAAUCGAGGUAUGUCUCAUUCCUUACUGCUCCAAAUAUAUAGAUUUUUAGAAGCUCUUCAAUUUUACUUGCCACAUAAAGUUACUUAGAGAAUUGGUUUUGCAUGAAACUUAGUCAUUGUCAUUUGUUAGUGUGGAUCUAAAUGGAGAGCACCAGUAUAAAAUAAAUGGGUCAAUUGCAUCCCUUCAGUCUGUGCAAUCACCCCACCCUUUUUUCACCUUUUUUCCAUUUUUCCUUUUCUUUUUCUUCCCUUAAAAUUGAAGAACAAGGAUAGAAGGCUUCUAAUUAAAUAUAGCUUAGUGGCUUGCAGUUUGUAACAUGAAUAAAUUUUUUCUUGUCAUUGAAAUCAGCCCUGAGAGGUGAUGGGUACUGAAUCGAUUCUGAUAGUUUAUUUUCCAAAUAAUGCUUCUGUCUUGCUCAUCAUUCAUUCAUUCAUUCAUAUAUAUACUCUAGGUUAGAAGGUUAAAGUCUAGGAUGUCCAUGCCAGUUUCUAUAUAAAAGCUGAAACAUUAAGCACAGGAAACAUGUAAGUCAUUUAUCUAAUAUUGUCUGAGUAACAUGGUGCUUUACCACUGGUUACUUAUUUUUUUCCAUAAACAUCACCAAGAUUAAGAAAGCAGUCUUUUCCAUGCAUAUAAUCAUGUCAACAAAAUAUAAGCCAAUAUCCAUGUCAUACUCAGUUUGACACAUAAAUACAUGACGUAUGUAUUCGUGUAAGCAUCCUCAAACAUAGCUCAUUCUUUCUUAUGAAUUUUGGUCCUCAUUUCCUCCUGAAUUUCUCUGCCACUAAAAAUCUUCAGUUGGCAGUUCUGAUGCAUUGCUGUGUAUAGUUAAUACAUGAACUGCUUUCUUCAUACUGCAUUCUCUUAAUUCCUUUAUUUCCCUUCACAGCAUGUCAACAUCUGAUUCUUUCCAGUUCCCACCAUGCCACCACACUGUGUGAUGCAACUAAUUAUUGGUCCAGUUGCAUAUUUAGAUUCACCUUGAAAGAUUCCUUUCAUUGUUUUUUUUUUCCUUUCCAUUCUUCUUUGCAAUGUUUCAUUCUGUUUUUCUUUUAGUUUGUGUUGGAUUUUUGGUAAGAAUUCUAAAGUUGCUUUCCUACAUUGUGAUGUUCUCACUCUCCUAGUCCCUUGUGUCUUGAAUUGAAAUUCAAUGUAUAUAAAUGCAUUUUCUUUGUUUCAUCACUCCUAUGCUUUCUUUUUUUUUUUGGUUUACAAAGGAAGAGUGAAGGGGAGACUUCAUAAACUUGAGUUGGAGACGCACUUACUACCGGACUAAGCCUUCGGGUGUCACUCUUGACUUGUUUUUAAUUGCGUGCACAAGAUUUUCUUAAUAAUGUAUCCCAUUUUCCUUUUCUCAGUCGCUUUUAAAAGUGUAAGGAAUCUGAUCCCGUGGAGUGAUAUAUGAAGGAGCCAGCUGCCCUGGACAGUGACACGCAGAACAUUGCCAGUGUACCAAUCUAGGAAGAUCGUAGAUGGGCAACUUGGUUUAGGUAAAGAUAAUAUAGAGAAGUUCCUCCAUGAAAAUUUUAGGAGGCUGUAAUCUCUAUGGUUUGUUCAAUAUAGUUUGCCUGUUGCAACUCUGUUAUCAUCAUAUAAUAAUCAGAACAGAGUGAUUCAGUUCUCUGAUUCCCCUAA
Molecule: messenger RNA, 3174 nt
Organism: Hevea brasiliensis (rubber tree)
Lineage: Eukaryota; Viridiplantae; Streptophyta; Magnoliopsida; Malpighiales; Euphorbiaceae
Product: serine/threonine-protein phosphatase PP1 isozyme 3
Exons: 3
Coding region: 590-1588 (332 amino acids)
Cellular component (GO): nucleus; cytoplasm
Molecular function (GO): protein serine/threonine phosphatase activity
Source: RefSeq, a predicted model, not a curated record